Messenger RNA from Lycium ferocissimum, 1854 nucleotides. Its product is annotated as WEB family protein At5g55860-like. Lineage: Eukaryota; Viridiplantae; Streptophyta; Magnoliopsida; Solanales; Solanaceae. Bases 210 to 1685 code for a protein of 491 amino acids. The record is from RefSeq and is a predicted model, not a curated record. The transcript has 3 exons.
UCGCAGCUUUGAGUUUUUACCACGUACUUACCUUUCCAUAUAUAAGUAACAAACACAAAGGCGUCUUGAUAUGAUUGAGACACCUAUGAUAAAACAUUAAUUAGCCCUAAGGCUAUCUGUUGGAUCCUGACUUCUCCUUUUUUAACAAAGAAGGAGAAGAGGUGAGUGACUCGCUAAUUUGUCAGGAUUCAGCAGGAGAAAUUACAAGAAUGUUGAGAAACCGUAGGCAAAAUGGGGGGUCAUCAGGAGGAUCUCCAAGAUACACAUCUUCUCCAACUAGUAGUCCAACAGGUUCUCCAAGAAUAAUAGUAACUCGAAACUGCAUAGGUGGUUCCCCUAGAAGUGAGGUGGGAGAGAUUGACACAAGAUCACCUUUUCAAUCCGUCAGAGCUGCUGUUACUUUGUUCGGCGAAAGUACCGGUCCUGCUACUGGUACAGGUUCUUCCUCCCCCAAGUCUAAGCCUAUCACCUUUAAGAAAUCUAAAACUGCUGAAGAGAGGGUGCAGGAGAAGGAGAGUCAGCUUAACUUGGCCCUCAGAGAACUUGACAGCUUCAAACAACAGAUAAGAAGCACUGAAACUACAAAAGGCCAUGUUCUCCGUGAGCUCCAUAAUGCCAAGACUACUUUGCAGGAACUCACAAGCCAGCUCGAAAAAUUAUGCAAAUCAAAGCAAGCAGCCAUUGAGGAAACCCAAGCUGCAAAUGCACGAGCCAUACAACUAGAGCUCCCUAAUUUGAGUGAGCAUGAAAAGCUGCUUAAUAUUACAGAUAAAGAAGCAGCAAAGAAAUUCAGGGAUCUCAAACAAGACUCUCAUUUGCUGGAGGAAACUAAUAAGGCGAUUCAAGUCUUACAAGAACAACUCAACAAUGUACGUGCCUCGGAUUUGGAUUCUUUUACCAAAGCAAGUUCGGAGCUUCAUCUUACUAAAAACACAUUUCAAGAUAUAGUCGCAGAAGAAAGGUCGUUAAGAAGCCUGGUGGAUUCCCUUCAAGCAGAAUUAGAAAGCUUGAAGGGCCAUAACUCUCAACUUAAGAAAAAGGCAGAUGAAGCAGAAGCCUUUGCUGAGAACUUGCGGUUACAUCUUGAUCACAGCAAGAAAGAGCUCGAAGCAAAAAGGUCAAACGGAGAUGAUUCUGCUAAUUCACGAAUCCAACAGCUUACUUCUGAGGCUGUUCAGUUUCUACAGGAGGCAGAGAAGAUGAAGAAGAACGUCGAAAUACUCAGACAAGAAGCUGUCACAGCUCGAGCUGCAGCUACGGAAGCGGAGGAAAAACUGAAACUUGCACUAAGAGAGGCUGAAGAGGUGAAAGCUGCAGAGACUCUCGCAAGUGAUCAGAUUCACAAGAUGGCCGCUUCUGAUGUGACAAACUCAGAGUCUAAUGGAAAGAUCAAAUUGGCAGUUGAGAAAUAUGAAGCUUUCAGCAAAAAAGUCCAAGAAAUCAGAAAUGAGGCUGACACAAAAGUUGCCACUGCCAUGGCUCAAGUGGAAACCAUUGCUGCCAAUGAGAAGGAAGUUCUCAUGAAAGUGGAGGCAGGUCUGAAAGAGAAGCGGGAUAUGGAAGUUGCAAUAAAGGAAGCUUUAAAGGCGGCAGAGAUGGCUGAGGCAGCCAAAAAAGUCAUUGAGGGACAACUGCGGAAAAAAGCAUCAAAAGCAGCAAGAACACGAAGCUGGAGAAUAUUCUAAUAGCAAGGAAGAAAAAGAGUUUUGUGAUCAUCCACGCACCCAAAAAGCAAACUUCCUACUACUCUCCCAUAUGGGAAAUUUGUUUUGUUUAUGCUGCAUUUCUGCUACUUUCACCAAUUUGUGUGCACUGAAACGUGCAGAUACUAUGUAUAAAAAUGUCUUUAAAAGC